This is a messenger RNA of Mus pahari (shrew mouse), 1714 nucleotides long. RefSeq names its product voltage dependent anion channel 2 (gene Vdac2). Gene Ontology annotation, molecular function: voltage-gated monoatomic anion channel activity. The record is from RefSeq and is a predicted model, not a curated record. Bases 363 to 1250 code for a protein of 295 amino acids. NCBI's taxonomy places the organism in Eukaryota, Metazoa, Chordata, Mammalia, Rodentia, Muridae. Gene Ontology annotation, biological process: monoatomic anion transmembrane transport. The transcript has 8 exons. Gene Ontology annotation, cellular component: mitochondrial outer membrane.
UUGCCUAACCCGAGGCCCCGCAGCUCCUGCUCGCCCGGUCCCCGCCGGACGGUCCGAGACAGCUCAUCCAAGGAGACCGCCGUGCUCUCGACCCACGUGGUCACUCCGGAGCAGGUGGGAGUGGGCUGCGGGCGGAGCGGCAAGGACAGGCGCGGUAGACAGCCCGGGCGGCCGCGGCGGGGACCUGGCUGGGGGAGGCCAGGCUUGCGGCGGGGCGCAACGGUGUCUCCUUCACUUCGCCCUCCAGCCGCGGUGGCUGCAGCGCAACUUCCAGGUAGCGGAGUGGCCUCAGCUGCGAGCCGAGCGGUGGCGGCAGCGCCCCUCAGGACACCCGCAGAUCACCUUUUCCCCGCGACUUCGCCAUGGCUGAGUGUUGUGUGCCAGUAUGCCCACGGCCGAUGUGUAUCCCUCCACCGUAUGCUGACCUCGGCAAAGCUGCCAGAGACAUUUUCAACAAAGGAUUUGGCUUUGGGUUGGUGAAGCUGGAUGUGAAGACGAAGUCAUGCAGUGGUGUGGAAUUUUCAACAUCUGGCUCAUCUAAUACAGACACUGGCAAAGUUAGUGGGACCUUGGAGACCAAGUACAAAUGGUGUGAGUAUGGUCUGACUUUCACAGAGAAAUGGAACACCGAUAACACUCUGGGGACAGAGAUUGCAAUUGAAGACCAGAUUUGUCAAGGUUUGAAACUGACUUUUGACACCACCUUUUCACCGAACACAGGAAAGAAAAGUGGUAAAAUCAAGUCUGCUUACAAGAGGGAAUGUAUAAACCUUGGCUGUGAUGUUGACUUUGAUUUUGCUGGACCUGCCAUCCAUGGGUCAGCUGUCUUUGGUUACGAGGGCUGGCUUGCUGGGUACCAAAUGACCUUUGACAGUGCCAAGUCAAAGCUGACCAGGAGUAACUUUGCAGUCGGCUACAGGACUGGGGACUUCCAGCUACACACAAAUGUAAAUAAUGGGACAGAAUUUGGAGGAUCAAUUUAUCAGAAAGUAUGUGAAGAUUUUGACACUUCAGUAAACCUUGCUUGGACAUCAGGUACCAACUGCACUCGUUUUGGCAUUGCAGCUAAAUACCAGUUGGAUCCCACUGCUUCUAUUUCUGCAAAGGUCAACAACUCUAGUUUAAUUGGAGUGGGCUAUACUCAGACUCUGAGGCCUGGUGUGAAGCUUACACUCUCCGCCCUGGUAGACGGGAAGAGCUUUAAUGCUGGAGGCCACAAGCUCGGGCUCGCCCUGGAGUUGGAGGCUUAGAGAGACCUCUGGGAACAACUGUCAGAAGAUUUGGCCUUAAUAUAUUUCCAUGCGACCAGCAGGCUCCCCCUUCCCCCCCAGAAGGUGAUCACAUCAAAGGAUGAUUAAGCAAGAGCUGUAUUUUAAAUAUUUAGACAGUCACCUAUUGGCUGGUUCCUCGUUGGAUGGUUAUAGUUGGCAGUGCUGCCGUGGUGCGGCCUCCUAUACAUUAUUUAAAUGUAUUUAACUGUUAAAUGUGCUACCCACCGAUGAUGAAAUAGACGUUUAUGAAAACCGUGCCAUGGUGUGCAUGUUUGUUUUAUGUUCCUUUUAACAUUGACUAUUGUACUGAAUGAGAUGGAUCAGUGGAUGUUUUAAGAUGAGGUAAAAGAUUUUUUUUUUUUUGUUAUAUUCACCCAUCAUUAGAAUUACUUUGGUAACCCCAAACAUGACAAAUUAUGAAUAAAACAAGUGUACAUAACUAA